Molecule: messenger RNA, 1067 nt
Organism: Chenopodium quinoa (quinoa)
Lineage: Eukaryota; Viridiplantae; Streptophyta; Magnoliopsida; Caryophyllales; Amaranthaceae
Product: zinc finger protein CONSTANS-like
Exons: 4
Coding region: 168-977 (269 amino acids)
Biological process (GO): regulation of flower development
Cellular component (GO): nucleus
Molecular function (GO): protein binding
Source: RefSeq, a predicted model, not a curated record
GGGCAAUACCACUUGCACAAAAACACUACAAAUUAAGCUAGCUUACUCCUAUAUAUACACAUCAUCUUACCAAACUCCCAAAGUACUUCAACAUACUUACAAACAGCCCAAACCAAAAAUAACACCCAACCAGUCAUUAUUCCUUUUCAUCAUUUUCUCUCUUCUCAAUGGCUUCAACUCUUCCUUCAAACACUUUUUUCACACCACAAAAUCAAGUGACUCAAUCAAAUGUUAAUUACCCUAUGCAUUAUGGUCUUACAAUGUGGCUAGGCCAAGACCAAGAUGAUUGUUUCUUCCCAUUUUCGAACAAUUUCGGAUGCUUUGAUGACUUGAUUCUCUCAGAAAAUACCAAUAAUAAUGUUAGUAUUGAUUCUUCAUGUAAUUCAAGCUCCACCUUAAUGGAAGUACCAUGUUUUGGGACAUCAGCUUUUGACUACUACAACAACCAUGGCAAUGGACAUACUAAUUCAUCAGGGAGUACAUAUGAUGAAUUAGAAAGUAAUGGUUAUGGAGCGUUACAUAGUUAUGUCCCUAGUGCUAACAAUUAUGUUGCCACUCCGCCUGAGUGUUGGGAAUUUCAAGGCCACACGACUUCACAAGUUACAGGAUCAGAGAACAGUAGUAAUAAAGUGGGAAAAUAUUCGGUGGAAGAGAAAAAAGAAAGGAUUCUUCGCUAUCUUAAGAAAAGAAAUCAAAGAAACUUCCGUAAAACUAUCAAGUAUGCUUGUCGUAAGACGUUAGCUGAUAGGAGGGUUCGAAUUCGAGGUCGAUUUGCCAAGAAUCAAGAAGAAGAAUCACCUUCUAGUUACGAUCAUUAUCGUAACAUAGUCCAAGAUAAGGCUAGUAACAAGAUCUAUCAGUGCGGUGACUUCAACGGAGAAUGGGUGCAAGAAGCAAUGUCUAGCCUACUAUAUGUGCCUUCUAUCUCUAGUUGGCAUCCCAAUGGAACUACAUCGUUUUUAAGUGACUACAAGUAGGAUUUAGAGGAAGACAAAGCAUUUACAUACAAAUUGUGCUUCUUUUAAAUCCGUGAAUUGAAUACAAUAUUGUACGAACAAUCUUAUUCA